CAUGCCGUUUCUCUUCAACUUACAAAGCAAGUAAAGAUGUUGAAAUAAUGUUUAUAAUUUUGACAGCUCACAGAAGCCACGCCCAGAUUCUGGUUCCUAGUAUUGUAUUGGCCAGACUGCCGGACACUGAGGUCCGUAUUGGCUGUUUUUCUUUCACAAGAAAGAACUCAGAAGAGAUUUGGAAUAUUAGGUUACAGUGUGGCAAAAUGGCGACUGUCAUUCAGAAUCCGCUUAAAGCGCUCGGGGACCAGUUCUACAGGGAGGCCAUUGAGCACUGUCGCAGCUACAAUGCCCGCUUGUGUGCGGAGCGCAGCGUACGCAUGCCCUUCCUGGACUCUCAGACGGGCGUAGCUCAGAACAACUGCUACAUCUGGAUGGAGAAGCGGCACCGGGGGCCAGGGUUGGCAGCAGGUCAGAUGUACACCUACCCAGCACGUUGCUGGAGAAAGAAGAGGCGACUUCACCCACCACUUGACCCCCAGCUUCGCCUUUGUGAACUCCGACUCGAGGCAGAGCUGAUGGCCAAGAGAGAAGCCCCGGCGACGGAGGCCACGGCCCUGGAAGCACUGUUACGAGGUGAUGGGAUCUUGGACAAGAGGAACAAUAACUCCAAAGAGGAAGAGACACUACUGGAAAUCCAGAGGGUGCUUGAGGCAGAUGAAAAUGGUGAUGGUUUCCAUGACGAUGAAGAUUUUGAAGUGGACACACCGAAGAGGAAGCAUCGAAACAAAGGCAGGGGUCGAGGCUCUGCACGCAGGCGAACAGAGGCAGUGGCCAACGACGAUCAGGAUAAACCCUACGUGUGUGACAACAGAUACAAACAAAAGCAUAACUCAAAAACCGCUGACUCAGGUAUUCAGCCAUGUUGCCAUCUUCCUCUUGCUCGGACAUGUGAGCUAUGCUAAUGACAAGGCUAAACAGUUAAUGCUCAUGUCGGGGAGAGAUUAUUAGCAUAAAUCUACUGGUUCAGUCUUUUCUCUGUUGCUGCUAUUGAUAUUUCACGCUGCUUGCCAAAGCUCUCAUGCAUGGCUAUCAACACUGCUGCUAAAAUACCAGAGCUUGAACAUGUAGCCUUUUCAUUGCUACAUCUAGAUUGCAGACCCUCUUCUAGGUCAAAUCUGCUGCAAUGCUGGAAUGAUUGACUCUGGAUGUGCAGUUUGCUGAAAUGAAAUGCAUGUAGUCGCUUCCCUUUUCCAUACUAUAUGUUCUGCCUGUACACAGCUGUACGAUUCAGCAGUCCAUACAAAAAUAAGAUCUGUUACAUCAAAUACUAGCUGCCUAAAGGUGCACUAAGUACAUUUUCCACAGAAAUUAAUACCAUUAAUAUGAUUUGAAUGAUGAAAUAUGAUUCAUGAUUCAUUUAUUUAUCUCAUGAGAUAGACAUAUCACUGACCAAUAAAAUCGGUUUUAUUUAUUUAUUUAUUUAUGUUCACAAUCUCACAAACCUUAUAUAUGUUCACAAUCUCACUUUAGCAUACUUUUUAAUCAGUGUUAAUUUCGUUGACGAAGACUAUGACGAAAAAUAUUCGUCAACUAACCUUUUUCACGGACGAAAACUAAAUAAAAACUAAAUAAAAAGUCAGAUAUGAUGACGAAAAACGUGACGAAAUAUAACUGACACUUUAGUCAACGAAUAAAAAGGAGACGAAAAUAUAUGGGAGGGACGAAUGGAGAAGAGAUCCAAUCAGAGCGAAUCUUUGAGGGUAGGUUGAUCUAUGCAGAAGCAGCCGAGCCAUUUUAAAAAGCCGCGGCAAAUGCAAGCGCAACAGCUAAACAAAGCAGCAGUUACACAGAAAAGAGAACAAAGAUGAGUUUGCAGAAAUUCGCACAGUUUCGAGGACGUUUUCAUAACAGUUAAGUUGUUUACACAGGGAACUACACUGCGACCUUUUGAAAUGCCAUUGCGACCCAAAUUUUCAUGGGGUCGUAAAUGUAUCAGUGAUUAUUUUUUAACCUACUUAUGUGUAAUGCUAUGUUUUAAUAUGAGCAUUUAUUAAAACAGAAAUGUGUAUUUUAAGAAUACGUUUUAUAACGUGCUCCGAGCAUUCAACACAUCAAGUUGGCUUCAGCCCCGCGAUGCAGUAACGCUGAACUGAGCAGCUGGUGACUCGCGCAACACUGAACCAAGCUCUCUUUCAGGACGUUUGCGUCCUACUGCACCUGAACGAACAAAUACAAAUCGCAUUUUAAAUAAACAUAAGAAAAAGAGCGAAAAGUGAAAGAGCUCAAUUCAGCAGCGCGGUGUUCUGGUGUUCAGGGAGCAAGCAGAGACGCGUCUCAAAGUCUUCUUGCUUU
Molecule: messenger RNA, 2295 nt
Organism: Carassius gibelio (silver crucian carp)
Lineage: Eukaryota; Metazoa; Chordata; Actinopteri; Cypriniformes; Cyprinidae
Product: zinc finger protein DPF3-like
Exons: 7
Coding region: 48-905 (285 amino acids)
Cellular component (GO): nucleus
Source: RefSeq, a predicted model, not a curated record